Athene cunicularia (burrowing owl) is the source of this 2621-nucleotide messenger RNA. It is a transcript of the gene TTC39B, whose product is annotated as tetratricopeptide repeat domain 39B. The transcript has 18 exons. The record is from RefSeq and is a predicted model, not a curated record. Gene Ontology annotation, molecular function: protein binding. Bases 159 to 1895 code for a protein of 578 amino acids. Lineage: Eukaryota; Metazoa; Chordata; Aves; Strigiformes; Strigidae.
CCACUCUAACUGACAUUUCUUUUGAAUUCGGCUAUGGAGAGUGCCUGUGAUGCCCGCUGCUGGCUUGUGAACUUUUAUCCUUUUAUUAUUUUUGCUUGAUAACUUAUUAAUGAAACCUUAUGGAUAUUGAGACAUAAAAUAGAAUCAGUUUUCUCUUUAUGCAUUUCUUCUGGUUUUUGGUGUUUUUUUUUUUUUUGUGUGUGUGUGUGUGCACGGUGGAAAAAGAACAGAGUGAGAGAAGCAGCACUUGUAUUUGCAUGAGGACUAUAUUUACAUACCUGAAGUUAGCUGAAUUAAUCCUGGCAACCAAGAUGGAUCUCAAGUGUGCUCUGGAAGAAUGUUCAAUGGCAUUGAACUUAUUUCUAAACAAUAAGUUCUCUGAAGCCCUGGAGCUACUUCGUCCUUGGUCUAAAGAUAGUAUGUACCAUGCCCUUGGGUACAGCACUAUUUUAGUUAUGCAAGCUGCUAUGACCUUUGAACAGCAGGAUAUACAAGUGGGAAUUUCUACAAUGAAGGAAGCUUUGCAAACUUGCCAAAGAUUCAGGAAAAGAAGCACAGUGGUGGAAUCCUUGUCCAAUUUAGUUUCUAAACAGUCAGUGGAUCAGCUGAGUGAGGAGGAAAUGCAUGCUGAAAUCUGCUAUGCUGAAUGCUUAUUACAGAAAGCAGCUCUCACCUUCGUACAGGAUGAAAAUAUGAUCAACUUUAUAAAAGGUGGCCUCAAAAUUAGGACGAGUUACCAAAUAUACAAAGAAUGUCAUCAGGUGCUACAGAUGACUCAGGGGAACAAAAGCAAAAAUGAAACUUACUACCAGUUUGAAGGAGGAGUAAAACUUGGAAUUGGAGCAUUCAACUUGAUGCUGUCACUUUUACCAGGAAGGAUCCUCCGACUUUUAGAAUUUAUUGGAUUUUCUGGCAAUAGGGAGUUGGGCCUCUGUCAACUACGGGAAGGCGCAUCUGGCAGCAGUUUGAGGGCCAUUCUGUGUACUUUCACCCUGUUGGUUUAUCAUACUUACGUCUCCUUAAUCCUUGGUACAGGGGAAGCCAACCUUCAGGAAGCAGACAGUCUCCUUGAGCCCUACCUCCAGAAAUUUCCAAAUGGUUCCAUUAUUCUAUUCUAUGCUGCCAGAAUAGAUAUACUGAAAGGAAAUUUUGAAAAGGCACAGAUGAGGUUCCAAGACUGCAUAGCAGCCCAGCAGGAGUGGAAACAGAUUCAUCAUCUCUGUUACUGGGAACUGAUGUGGUGCUACACCUUCCAGCAGAACUGGCUUCAAGCAUAUCGGUAUGCAGACCUGCUCAGCAAAGAGAGCAGGUGGUCUAAGGCAAUAUAUGUAUUCCAGAAGGCAGCAAUUCUAUGUAUGCUUCCAGAAGAUGAUUUGAAAAGGACUGGUGAGGACAUUGUAUCUUUAUUCAGACAAGUGGAUGGUCUAAAACAGAGAAUUGCAGGAAAAUCUAUCCCAACUGAGAAAUUUGCUGUAAGGAAAGCUCGACGCUAUGCAAGUUCUCAACCAGUGAAGCUGAUACUACCCGCCUUGGAAAUGAUGUAUGUCUGGAAUGGCUUUGCAAUUGUGGGCAAAAGAGCAGACCUCACUGAAAAUUUACUGGUAACAAUUGAAAAAGAAGAAACUACUCUACAAAAUGAAACUAAUCACAAUGAGUACUAUAUGGAUGAUGUGUGCAUGUUGCAGUUACUGAAGGGCCUCUGCCUGAAACACUUGGGAAGACUCAUGCAAGCUGAACUGUGUUUCAGUAAAGUAACUCAAAGUGAGAAACAGAUAAAAUACGAUAGUUACUUGGUGCCAUUCACCCUGUAUGAGUUGGGUCUUCUGUACAAGCAACAGGAUGAGAGAGAAAAAGCAAUAAGAUACAUAGAAGCUGCAAAGCUUCAGAGAUGCUGAGACUCCACUGCAUGCAUGAGAUGGAGCUGGAGAGUCCAGAAAAAGGAUCUGUACUACCUCUGUCCCAGAGAACAGCUGUGGGGCUUACAUCUGCAGCACUAAAGUUGUUAGUGGGAGUAGGUUAAAAGCCAGUACACUUUUGACCAUGUCCCUUUUCCUUUCACAUCCUGCCACAGAAGAGCAGUAGAGAGCUAAAUUAGCUUUAGAGAAGCACGUUCACUUCAUCUGUAGAUUGUGGUAUGGGCUAGAAUUUGCCCCAUGUAUACCAAUCAUGCAAUAGUUUUGUAAAUGUGAGUUAGAAACACUCUCCUAAAACCCUUUUUAGAAACAAAGUAGUGUUUUUUGCUUUUGUUUGUUUGUAUUACAUGAUGUGAUUUCCAUGUGUUUUAUUACUCUGGCUGAGAUGUGUUUUGAAGCUGAACAUACACUUUCAGUUAAGAGCCUUUCUUUUCUGUAAUCUUCUAGCUUGUCUUUUCACAGCAAAUUUCAGUAAUUGGGAGGGCUGUUGAAAGGAUCUAAAUAAGUGAGAGAUGCUAAGACAUGGAUUCAGUUUAUCAGGACAUUUAAUCGUUAGUACUGGUAUAAGUCCCUGCUCAGUUUGUGGAUGUAGGUUUAAAUGUCUUAUAGCUCAUCUGUGUAUCAGACUUUGUUUCCUGUUGAAGGAAUGAAGGCUGUUAACUUUGGUACUUCAGUGCAUGUAUGAAGUAGAAACAAUCCAGGUCAAAA